AUGGUGAAUAUCGCACGGGAGAUUCUACGAAGGCAGUAUAUAGAGCUAACGAGGGAUGACAACUGCACAUUCUCGGUAGGGCUGGAGGACGAUGACCUCUUCCAGUGGAGAGUCUGUUUCGAGGGGCCAUACGGCACGCCCUUCGAGGGAGGCAUCUUCACCGUCGUCAUCACAUUCCCCGACACAUUCCCCAACAACCCGCCACAAAUGAAGUUCGAACAGAAGAUGUGGCACCCCAACAUAUACCCGGACGGCAGGGUAUGCAUAUCCAUACUGCACCCGCCGGGGAUGGACAUCUUCAACGACCAGGAGGCGCCGGAGGAGCGCUGGAGGCCGGUUCUCAGCGUGGAGAGCAUCAUACUCAGCGUCAUAUCCAUGCUCUCCGAGCCCAACGCAGAGUCGCCUGCAAACGUAGACGCAGCUGUGGAGUUCAAAAAUGACCCGCAGGGCUACAAGCGACGGGUGCAGAUAUUUGCCAGGAACACCGUCAUGUGA
Babesia bigemina is the source of this 495-nucleotide messenger RNA. RefSeq names its product ubiquitin conjugating enzyme E2, putative. The transcript has 2 exons. Gene Ontology annotation, molecular function: ubiquitin conjugating enzyme activity. Gene Ontology annotation, biological process: ubiquitin-dependent protein catabolic process; protein polyubiquitination. The record is from RefSeq and is a predicted model, not a curated record. NCBI's taxonomy places the organism in Eukaryota, Apicomplexa, Aconoidasida, Piroplasmida, Babesiidae. The coding region runs from base 1 to 495 and encodes 164 amino acids.